CAUGAGCUAUCAGGUUAUCUUUGUCGUUACCUUCGUGCUAGCUGCAGCUAUUGCCUUUCCCCGCCACGGCUACCACGACCACGGACACGAGCAUCUAGAGGACCACGACUACGGACACGAGCAUGUGAAGGACCAUGACCACGGGUUCCACGUGGAGUACAAGGAGGACUACUACGACCCUCACCCCAAGUACAAGUUCGAGUACGGCGUCCAUGACAGCCACACCGGCGACAUCAAGAGCCACAGGGAGGAGCGCGACGGGGAUGUGGUGCACGGCAGCUACGAGCUGGUGGAGGCGGACGGUUCAAAGCGCGUCGUCCACUACACAGCUGACCACCACACUGGCUUUAACGCCGUCGUCCACCGGGAACACAACGUCCAUCCUCAACAUUACCAUCAUCAUCAUGAGGAACAUGCUCCAGCACAUCACUUUUACUCUCAUCACUAUUGAAAUAUAAUAGUGCUGUUGAAAUAAAAGUUCAUUUUGUUUU
Messenger RNA from Macrosteles quadrilineatus (aster leafhopper), 491 nucleotides. Its product is annotated as cuticle protein 8-like. The transcript is spliced from 2 exons. Gene Ontology annotation, cellular component: extracellular matrix. Bases 2 to 451 code for a protein of 149 amino acids. NCBI's taxonomy places the organism in Eukaryota, Metazoa, Arthropoda, Insecta, Hemiptera, Cicadellidae. The record is from RefSeq and is a predicted model, not a curated record.